CGUGAGGCGCUGACGUCACUCGGAGAGAGCGCAGGAGGCGACAUGGCGGCGGACUCUGCUCCGAAGGUUCUAUUUGAACUUGAAGGAGUCUUCAUCCAUCCGAGCAGUGAUGAAGACGGCAUCGAGCAGGAUUUACUCGUUUCGGGGUCACUUCGGAUUGUUGACAAGGAUGCUGAAAUCAUGGUGGAGUACAGACCUCUGGAAGAUACAGUCGACCCUUCAAACAUGCUGUGUGCUGGAAAGGACUCCAGUUCAGUCAUGGAGUGGGACCAGUGUUCUGGUGAGAAGUCCCACCAGCUGUUAGAAACACAGCAGAGCUACGAGACAGAGUGGGACAUGAUCAACGCCGUGUCCUUCAAGAAGAAGACCUGCACGAAUGGAGAGGGCUCUCUAAACCACAGCCAUGAGAAGAGCAAGUGGGCGUUCAGCUUCAGUGUGGGCGACCUCAGGUCCAUCACAGUGAAGGAGGAAGGUUGGACCUUUCUGCUCCUCAGACUGAAGGAGUCCCACUCUUCCCUGCCUGCUCUGCACUUCCACCAGGGCGGCAGCAAACAGUUCCUGGACUGCCUGAGGAGGUUCGCCCUGCUCACUGAGUCUACAGGAGAUGAAACAUGUCUGUUGGUCAGCACUCCAAACAAAGCUCUGUCUCAGUCCUUUGAGAAUCUUCUGGAUGACAACAACUUUGGCCUCGUUCAUCAGAAAUUCAGGAAGGACCCGUACGUCACCACAUUGGGCGGCUUUUCCAAAGUCACCAACUACAUCUUUGACGCUUUUCGGGGGACAGAGGAGCAGCACCAGCGCCCCCCGGAGGAGGUGGCUGACCUGCUGGGUGAAGUCAUCCCGGGACUGGAGAUCAACCAGCAGGAGGAGCCCGGUUUCGAAGUCAUCACCAGGAUCGACCUGGGGAUGAGGCCUCAGGUGACGAGGAGGGAGCCGCUGUCAGCAGAGGAGUGGGGCAAACAUCAGGAUCGAGAGGGGAGGAUGAUCAACAUCCCACUGCUUAAACAAGUCAUCUUCAAGGGGGGACUUUGUCACGCUGUGAGGAAAGAAGCCUGGAAGUUUCUUUUGGGAUACUUUCCGUGGGACAGCACACUGGAGGAGAGGAAAGUCCUGCAGAGGGCCAAAACUGACGAGUACUUCAGGAUGAAGCUGCAGUGGAAAUCAGUCAGUGAGGAGCAGGAAAGGAGGAACUCCAGACUGAGAGACUACAGGAGUCUGAUAGAGAAAGACGUGAACCGGACAGACAGAACCAACAGGUUCUAUGAAGGCAUUGAUAACCCCGGGCUGGUCCUGCUCCAUGACAUCCUCAUGACCUACUGCAUGUUCGACUUCGACUUGGGUUACGUUCAAGGGAUGAGCGACCUGCUGUCUCCAAUCCUCUACGUGAUGGAGAACGAGGUCGACGCUUUCUGGUGUUUUGUUUCCUUCAUGGACCAAAUGCACCAGAACUUUGAGGAGCAGAUGCAGGGCAUGAAGACUCAGCUGAUACAGCUCAGUACUCUGCUCAGACUGCUGGACCUGGCCUUCUGGAACUACCUCGAGGCUCAGGAUUCAGGUUAUCUGUACUUCUGUUUCCGCUGGUUGCUGAUCAGAUUCAAGAGAGAGCUCAGCUUCCAGGACGUCCUGCGACUCUGGGAGGUGAUGUGGACCGGUCUGCCCUGUGAGAACUUCCAUCUGCUGGUCUGCUGCGCCAUUCUGGACUCAGAGAAACAGAAAAUCAUGGAGGAGAACUACGGCUUCAACGAAAUCCUCAAGCACAUUAAUGAACUUUCCAUGAAGCUGGACAUCGAGGAGAUCCUUCAGAAAGCAGAAGGCAUCAGUCUGCAGAUAAAGAACUGCAAGGACUUGCCCCAGUCCGUCAGCGUCAUCCUGGGCCUGGACUCGGAGCUCAGUGAGCCGACAGACUGUGGAACUCCUCCGGCUCUCAGACCCUCACAGCGAGCCUCACAGGACGCCUGCUCCAAUGGACUCUUGAGACAAAGCAGCUCUCAUAACGGCUGCAAAGUUGCCUUCAUAUCGUAGUGAACAGCUGAUCCGACCAGAGACUGACUCAGUGUGUCAGCAGGAGGAUGCCACGUUGCCACGACAACAGAGACGAGGAGGAGGAGGAGGAGGAUGUAAAAAGGAUUUAAGAUUAUUCAGAAUCUUAUUUUUGUAAUUUCUUGUACCAUAUUGUCUCUUUCAUUCAGAUAGUCAUUCCUUCUCUCCUGAUAGUGAUGUUUUCUAAAGCUCCAUUCACACACGCUUUAACCAUGUGACAGGAUAUUAUGGUCUGUUACAGAUAUGGACAUUCAGCAGGACAGAGACAGACAGAUUAAGGAGAGCUGAAGGGGAGGCAGAGAGCCUGCAGGAGGUGAAUCAAAACUCUCCCUCCUUCAUAACUCAGACAUGAAACACAUGAUGAUAUCACUCAGUAGGACUGAUCAUUAGAGCGAACGUCCAUAAAACUCAGAGAUCCACUUUAAAAAUCAGAGGACAGGAUUUAAACAAUAAAUAAUUCUCACAGCAGGUGUGUGUGGGCGUCACAUGACCCUCCUUCAGUAUUAAUCAUCUCAUAUGAAAUGGAAUAAAAGCAAAUGUUCAUGUUGAUUUCC
Molecule: messenger RNA, 2594 nt
Organism: Epinephelus fuscoguttatus (brown-marbled grouper)
Lineage: Eukaryota; Metazoa; Chordata; Actinopteri; Perciformes; Serranidae
Gene: tbc1d15
Product: TBC1 domain family, member 15
Exons: 17
Coding region: 43-2022 (659 amino acids)
Biological process (GO): activation of GTPase activity
Molecular function (GO): GTPase activator activity
Source: RefSeq, a predicted model, not a curated record